GACCUCGUCCCCCGGCCCUCUGGCCAUUUAAAGGCCGCCCGGAGCCUCUCCAGGGCGGCUGGGCUCCUGCCUCCUCCCCGCCUCCGCCUCUCGGGGAGGGACCGUGCGCCCAGGGCGCAUGGAGAGGUCCGGCUCGGGCGCCAUGGCGGCGGUCCUGCAGGCGGCUAAGCGGGCCCUGCGAGCGGAGCUGAAGCGGCGCCUGCGGGAGCUCAGCCCGGCCGAGAAGCUGCGCCAGUCCCUGCUGCUGGGGGCCCAGGUGGUUGAACAUUCCAAAUAUCGAGCCUCCCACCGAAUUGCAGUGUUUCUGAGCAUGCCGGAUGAGGUCCAGACGGCAGAAAUAAUUAAGGACAUUUUUCAGCAAGGCAAGGAGUGCUUCAUCCCUCAGUACAAGCAGCGCAGUAACCACAUGGACAUGGUGAAGUUGGCAUCCUAUGAAGAAAUCGCUUCUCUCCCCGUAACCUCCUGGAACAUCCAUCAGCCUGCUGAGGACGAUGCCCGGGAAGAUGCUUUGGGUGUACCAGAGGGUCUCGAUCUCAUCCUAAUGCCGGGACUCGGCUUUGACAAAAGUGGCAACAGACUUGGAAGAGGAAAAGGCUACUACGAUACGUACCUCGAAAGAUGUACCCACCACCCCAAAGGAAAACCAUACACCAUCGCCUUAGCUUUCAAAGAACAAAUCUGUGACGUGGUCCCUGCGGCUGAAAAUGACAUAAAAGUUGAUGAAAUCCUUUUUGAACCCAACUGAACUGUGACUUUGCUGGCAAGGAUAGCUAGGUCAGCAUGAAUCCCACAAAUGCCUUCACCACCUGUGGGAUGGCUCAUGCAGGUGCAACGGGCAACGAGAGGUCUGGAACACCAUUGCCCCAAACUCUGACCGAGACAGCUCACAAGCAUUCAACUGACAGUGGACUAACAUCAGGAUUGAAAAGCCGUGUCGCAAAAAGAAGACCACAGUUCAAAUUACUUCUACUGCCAACUCGCAAAGUGGUUUCCGGCAGCCUGUUCGUAUUCAGCCUCUGUCCUUACCCUCGCUUCAGCAAUAUCGGAAUGAUUGUGCUGACCUACCUUGCAGGGUUGUUGCAAAGGUUACUGAGAUGUAUGUGAAGCAUUUUGCACACUAACACCCUAUGCAAGUUUUAAGGAUAUUUCUGACCAUUUAGCCCUGUCCUUCCACAUUCCGUGCCUUAUCAUAUCAGUCUUUCUAAAACAGAUCAACCUUUGCUUCUGCGGCUUUUCUGUACUUCCUGAAUAAACAGUGUUUUCCGAAGAAAGUUAAAAAAA
Molecule: messenger RNA, 1281 nt
Organism: Sphaerodactylus townsendi
Lineage: Eukaryota; Metazoa; Chordata; Lepidosauria; Squamata; Sphaerodactylidae
Gene: MTHFS
Product: methenyltetrahydrofolate synthetase
Exons: 3
Coding region: 119-745 (208 amino acids)
Biological process (GO): tetrahydrofolate interconversion; folic acid-containing compound biosynthetic process
Cellular component (GO): mitochondrion
Molecular function (GO): 5-formyltetrahydrofolate cyclo-ligase activity
Source: RefSeq, a predicted model, not a curated record